Uloborus diversus is the source of this 4386-nucleotide messenger RNA. RefSeq names its product lymphocyte-specific helicase-like. Lineage: Eukaryota; Metazoa; Arthropoda; Arachnida; Araneae; Uloboridae. Gene Ontology annotation, cellular component: nucleus; pericentric heterochromatin. The transcript has 2 exons. The record is from RefSeq and is a predicted model, not a curated record. The coding region runs from base 126 to 2405 and encodes 759 amino acids. Gene Ontology annotation, molecular function: ATP binding; chromatin binding; ATP-dependent chromatin remodeler activity. Gene Ontology annotation, biological process: pericentric heterochromatin formation; lymphocyte proliferation; negative regulation of gene expression via chromosomal CpG island methylation.
CUUUUUCGCGCCUCUCGUAGUCCCGAAGUUUCGCCCGAACGUGAAAGAAAUCCUAUUACAUAAUUAGUUAUUUGUUAUUUUCAAAGUAUUAGCAAGUAAAAAGCUCUUUUUCUUUUAACUGCAAUAUGGAUAGCAGUACAUCUAUUGAUGCUUGUCCGGCAGGUGACAAUCCAAAGGACUCUUUAGAACAAACUGAGAGUUCCAAUGAAAGUAAGUUAUUGCCAAAUAAUGUUAUUACCGAAGAAAUGAUCAAAGAAGAAGAACGUUUAGAGAAAAAUGCUAUCAAAGAAGAAGAAGAAAUGAAACAGAAGAUGCUACAAGAAGAGAAAGAAAUGAUGGAAGAACAAUGUUAUAAACGUUUAAAACUUUUACUUGGUCGGAGCAGUAUUUAUGCCCAGUUUAUGGCUGACAAGUUGAACCGGAAGAAUGCUAAAUUGAAAAAAAAGAGCAAGAGAAAUGACCCUGAUAAUUCUGGGAAAAGAAAGAAAACAAUCGAUUCUCCCGUUAAAACCCGAAGAAAAAGAAUGCGUGUUGAUGUGGUUGAUUUAUUUGAAAAAGAAAAGACAAACCUGGAAAACGUUGACAAUUCCCCAUCAUUGGAUAAGCCAAAGGGCUCAAAUCAACUGCAACCAGAUUUGUUUUGUGGUGGAACAAUGCGUUCCUAUCAGAUGGAAGGUUAUGAGUGGUUAAAAGUUUUGUAUGAAAAUGGAGUGAAUGGUAUAUUAGGUGAUGAAAUGGGUUUAGGGAAAACUAUUCAAUGCAUUGCAUUCAUAGCUCAUUUGAUUGAAAUGGGAGUUUCAGGACCAUUUUUUGUUUGUGGACCAUUAUCAACAGUUCCCAACUGGUGUGCAGAAUUUAAGCGAUUUGCUCCUGAUAUUCCUGUUGUACUUUAUCAUGGACAUAGAGAUGUAAGGCACAGUUUAUGUAGUAAGAUUCGUAAAAAAUAUCCAGUCGGGAAUAAAUUUAGCUAUCCUGUCAUUGUUACAUCUUUUCAAAUUUCACUUAUUGAUCGUAAAAAACUGUAUGCUUUUGAUUGGAAGCUUCUGAUUAUAGAUGAAGCUCACAGAAUAAAAAAUUAUCAGUGCAGGCUUGUCAAGGAAUUGAAAUUGUUCAAUGCUACCCAUCGUUUGCUACUGACAGGAACACCUUUGCAAAAUAAUUUAAGUGAACUUUGGUCUCUUCUUAAUUUUAUAUUACCUGAAAUUUUUGAUGAUCUUCAAAUUUUUGAAUCUUGGUUUGAUGUCACUCGUCUUACAGCAUCCGGAGCUGCUCAAGAAAUAGUUGCUAAGGAGCAAGAACGACAGAUUGUGUCAACUAUACAUCAGAUAUUGACCCCAUUUUUUUUGAGGCGUACCAAAGAUGAUGUAGAGCUAGAAUUGCCUAAAAAGAAAGAAGUUAUUGUGCAUGCUCCACUCACUGCUUUACAGCGAGAGUAUUACACGGCAGUACUGAAUAAAACAAUUGAAGAAGUUGCGAGAGCUUCCAAAAAAGAAGAUUCGGAAAUAGUUGUAGGGAAACGAAAACGCAAUUCAAAUUUAAAUUAUCGUGAAUUAAAUGAAACAGACUUUAAAACUACUUCUUCAGCAACAACAAGUUGGAGCGAAACAUAUAACAAUAGCUCCUCCUUGAGAAAAGAUGGUUUUUCAGAGAUAUAUAUUAAUACAAGAAACUCGCAAAUGAUUUUGAGAAAAAUAUGCUGUCAUCCAUAUUUACUCUCUUAUCCUCUAACAAACUCUUUGGAAUAUAAAGUUGAUAUUGAAUUGGUAAAAAAUAGUGGAAAAUUUUUAGUUUUGGAUGUCAUGCUACCUGCUCUCAAGGAAAGAGGGCACAAAGUUAUAUUAUUUUCUCAGUUUACAUCUUUAAUAGCAAUUUUAGAGGACUACUGCUCGUUCCGUAACUACCCUUACAACUUAUUAACAGGCUCUAUGUCUCUGGAAGAAAGAGACUUGAACAUCACUGAUUUUAAUACAAAUCCAGACUCUUUCCUGUUUUUAGUCAGUACCAGAGCUGGUGGUUUAGGCAUCAAUCUUACUUCAGCCGACACCGUCAUUGUGUUUGAUUCUGACUGGAACCCUCAGGCUGAUCUUCAAGCGCAGGACAGAUGCCACAGAAUUGGACAAACCAAACCUGUUGUUGUAUACAGGUUAAUAGUGCCUAGCACUAUUGAUGAAAGAAUUUUGGACAGGGCUACUGCAAAGCGUAAACUUGAGAAAGCCAUCAUACAAAAGGGGCGUUUCAAGUCUAUAAACUCUCUGAAUGCUCAAGAUGAAAAAAAAUUAAGCAAAGAGGAGUUGUUGGAAUUGCUGGAAGCUGCUGAUGUGGAUGGUUUUGUUAAAACUGAUGAAAGCAGCGUAAUUUCUCCUAAACAGCUAGAAGAACUUUUAGAUAGGAGUGACAUGAUGUAGAUCAAAAUGGGAUGAAACAAAUUGCAUUUAUUUGUAUCAUUUUUUUUAAAUCUUUUUUUUUUAAUCAGCUGUACCAUUAGUUCAUCCAAUCCCACAAAAAGAAAAUGAAACAAAACACAACAGGCUGUAUACUGGUCUAGUUCAUUCAUACCUGGCAUCACUAUAAUCCUAACAGUUUUAUGAUACUGUACAUAAAGCGUGGUAGAUAGUGUGCUUUUUCAAUGUCCAAAAUUUUGCUGAGCAUUUAAAAUUGCAAAAUUUGUUAACAAAAACUACUGACCAGAAUUUGUGCUGUUGCUCCAUAAAUCUAACAUAUAUUUGUUGAUUGUUAAAAUACAGUAAUUUAUCAUAAAGUUACUUUUCAUUUUACAUGUAAAUAAAUUAAAUUUUUCUUUAAACUGGAACUAUAAAAAAAAAUAUUUAAAGGUUAUUGACUGACUUAAAGAGAUGAGCUAUUCAAUUUUUGUUUCAAAAUUUUCAAAUGAUAAAACUAUUGCAUUAACUUAUUAAUGAUAUUUUCAAUUGUUAUUUUUCCUAAGAAAUUUCAGCAUAAUUGCACUUUUAAUUUAUGUCAUAUUAAAUGACUUCGCACACGCAAAACCAUUGGAAUGCAACAUUUAUAGUUGGUCAGAAAAUCAGAUAAAUUAGCAAAAGGUGGAGAGUACUGAUCAUAUUAAGUAAGAAAGUAGAGUCCUUCAGUGUAUAUUUAUGCUAAAUUUGUAGUGGUUUGAUUUUCUUUUAAAUUUUAAAAACUGACUUAUCAUUUGUUCUUAAGUUGCAUAUUCUCAACAAUUAACCUUUCUGAUUAAAUGCUGUAUUGACAAAUUUUUACAUAAAAUAUUUUUUUAAAGUUUCUAAAUUUCAAAAAUAACAAAUAUAUAUAUAAUGUGUUCUAUACAUAUAAUAUGUAUAUAUGUAUAAGGUAAGAAAAAUAGUUGAUUAUUAAAAAAAUUCAGGGGGGAGGAAAUUAUAAAAUGUACACAUUUGAAUAUCUUAUAAUUAUACAUACUUUGUACAAAUAUUUAGUAUCAAACUUUUAAGGAUAAUAAGAAAAAUAAUUCGACUAUCCAAAAAUUUCAAUUGAAAAAAAUGGUCUUUCAUUUUUUACAUUUUUAAUUGUAUGUUCUUUAUUCAACCAUUUAAUUAAAGAUAUUUAAAGUGUUUGCCUUUUAAUUUGUCUUUGAACUUUACAACCCUUUUUCACAAUUUUGUCCCAUACAGCCUACUGUCUGGUUUGUUUACUUAUUCAUGCAUUUAUUAUAUCAUGUAUUCAUUUAUGAAUUCACUUAUUUAUAGGGCCUGAUUUAAAAGUAUUAGGAUAGUAAGCCCGACCCAUUUGUAAGAACCCCUUUUUGAAUUGUUACAAUCGCAGAAUGUGCUGUGUAAAAAGCACAUAUUUUUGUCAUUCCAUGGGGCCCAUCCACCUCACAUGGCAUAAAACUGGUCCAUAAAAGUCAGUAUUUUAAAACUGCUGGUAAUCUGUUUUACUUGAUACAAAUCUUUGCUAUUCUUUUAUUGGAUUGGGAUGAUUUAGUUUUAUGAGAAACCUAACUCCCCCCCCCCCCCACACACACCCUUUGAUAUUGGGUAUAUUAUUUGAAACAUUUUCCUGUCUUUGCCCAAAGUACAAGGUAAGAUGAAGAUUUUUUUCAAGCAGCGAGGUAUACAUGACAGCUACAUUUGGGUACAAUAUCAAGAUAAGUAAAAAUUUGUUAUAUUUAAAUUCUUAUUUUAACUUCCAUUAUAAGUUCUUGCAGUAUAAGUGAACUUACACCCUGUCCCAAAAAUUUAGACACAAACAAACAAAAUAAAAUUCACAGUAAAAAUAUGAAUGGUAAAAUAUUUAAUUUCAUAUGAGUAGACUAAUAAUAAACACUACGUAGAGCACAAGAUAAGGUUACUUUAUUAGAAAAAGCAUCAUGCAGGGCGCAGAGUUGUAGUUUUGGUCGGAUAAAACCUAUUUUGGCCAUGCCACUAGCAA